CAUUAUUAUAUUUUGUAUAUAUUGUGUGCGUAUAUAAUAUUGUAAAUUAUCUUAUUCAAUGUUUCAAUGAAUAGAUCGUGAAUCUGAUCAACAAUCCCCUGCGAAAGGUUAUCAGUACAGCCAUAAUGACACGCUUUCCGAUUCCGAUGUUAACGCCAAUGAUGAUCUGAGGGACGAUCUACGCGAUCUACGCCACCUUCACAAGUCUGUGUCUUUGACGUUCAAGAAACUCAUGCGCGUGAAAACACACGGGUCAAGAGUUCAAAGUAAGCAUGUUCAUGCAUUGUGUAAGAAACGUGUGAGCCUUUAUAUGAAUCAAUGUACUACCCUACUCAAUAAACACCAUGUCUAGGAAAAGGUGUGAUAAUUGUUUUAAUAUUGAAGCCAAGAGGUGUAAAAUCAGACAGGAAUCUGAAUAUGUCCCCAUCACAUCCGAUCAUUUAACUUGUGAAUGUGUAUCAGAUACAGAACUUACACUCAACUUACAGCAUGACCAUUUCCAUCAGUUAAACCAAAGUUUAGAUAGACUUCGGAAUGAAUGUAAUCCUUCAGUAAUAGACGCUGUUAAUCGGCUUAACGAAAGUUUAGCUUUAACACCCGACCUCAAUAAUGUUACGGAACAGUCUGUAACAACGCCUCAAAAUGUAACGCAAGAAUCAAACAUAGAUUUGUUUCACAAUCUAAACCAAAGUUUAGAUAGACUUCGGAAUGAAUGUAAUCCUUCUCUAUUAGACGCUGUUAAUCGGCUUAACGAAAGUUUAGCUUUAACGCCCGAUCGCAAUAAUGUUACGGAACAGUCUGUAACAACGGCUCAAAAUGUAACGCAAGAGCCGAUGGUUGAUUUGUUUCACAAUCUAAACCAAAGUUUAGAUAGACUUCGGAAUGAAGCGGAUAAUGAAAAUCAACAUUCACACACUUUGUCAUCUGGGUCUAAUCAAGCUUUCAGUGUAUCAGUUCACAAUAACGAGAAUGUACAGGAUCAGAUAGGAUAUGGUGUAGAAGGUGAAAUACCGCAGGAUAUACAUGUAAACAGGAUAGACAGAUUCAACACCACAGAAAUUAGACGGCCUCUAAACUUUUCCUCAUUGGGAAACGUUGAAUCUUUCGAUGAAUUUUACAACUAUGUGAUGGAAGUUUUUAACCAAACCGUUGAGGUAGCAAAUGGUUAUAUUGGUCCGAAGGAUUCAGUAUAUGUGGAAAUUCAAGGAGAUUCGCUCAACGUUUCAGCGAGCGUUGAAGUAAUCGACGGAGUCAUAAACCCUAAUGAUAUUGUAACAAUGAUUGAACAAAGCAUGCAGAGCAAAUUUGAAAUUCUUUCCGACGAAACUCUACAAAUUGUGAUUCGAAUUGUACACCCGCCGCACGGAGGCGCGCGCGUUAAGUUCUCACAAAUGUUCAAUUCAGAAAUUGUUCGGAACAAAUUGAAACAUCUGUUUGAUUUUCAAAAUAAAGACAACCUCUGUUUCGCCCUAUGUGUUUCCAAACUACUGAAUCCAGACCUAAACGAUUACCAAGUAGAGCACAUUGCAAAACGGUUACAAGCCGAUGUAGGGAUGUCUGAAAAUGACGCCGUUAGCUUUGCCGACAUUUCAUUGUUUGAAAAGUUACUCGAUUGUAAAAUCGUAGUGAUGUACAGGGAUGCUGUCAAAAAAGGGUACUCGUUUUUCCAAAACAGUACGAUACCUCACGAAAAAACAUUGUUCCUAUUCCUGCAUGAAAACCAUUACUACGGUGUUAAAAACCUUAAGGCUGUGCUGGGUACCGGGUACGUUUGUUCUCACUGCUACGCGGGGUAUAACGAUGAGAAUCAUCAUAAAUGCGAGUACAGAUGCAACGUUUGUCAGGAUAACGAUUGUCCCAAGCUUCCUAAAAAUACGGUGCAAUGUCAAGACUGUUUGAGGUUAUGUAGAACACCGUAUUGUUACGAAAAGCACAAGGUCAAAGACGACUCUGGUAAAAAUUUGUGUGAAACUAGAUUCUACUGUGCACAGUGUAACACCGUGCAGCACGGUAGAAAAGGGUCCAGCAAACACAGUUGUCGCGCAAACCUAUGCCGUCAAUGCGGUGCUAAAGUAAACCCUGAAUUUGAACACGAAUGUUUUAUAACGCCUCUAGAAAAGGAAAAGAACAACAAAAAGUACAUUUUUUACGAUUUUGAAACCAAUCAAGAGUCAGGAAAUCACAUCGCAAAUUUUAUAUGUUGCAGUACUUUUAAGGGUAAAGUUUGGACGGCUGAAGGACCCGAUUGUGUUUCAGCGUUUUUUAAACGCUACCGUAGAAAGAAAUACAAAGGCUACACGUUCUUGGCGCACAACGCUAGAAGUUACGAUUCGUACAUUUUAUUGAAUCAUUUGGUCCGAGAGGGGAUCAACCCCGACAUCAUAGCGCAAGGUGGUAAAAUAUUGUGCUUUGAAGAUGUCGAGUUCAGACAGAGAUUCAUAGACAGUCUCUCUUUUCUCCCUAUGAAGCUGAGCGCGAUUCCCAAGGCUAUGGGAUUCAAGAAUGAAAAAAAGGGUUAUUUUCCUCAUUUCUGGAACACUCUUGAAAACCAGAAUUACAUCGGCCCAUACCCGGCAGCCAAAUAUUACGGUGUAGACACCAUGAUGGAUAAAGAGAGACAAGAGUUUUUUGAAUGGUACAAUACUCUGUCUGGCAAGGUGUUUGACCUCAGAAAAGAGUUGGCCGAUUAUUGCGUGAAUGACGUUCACAUUCUCAGAAAGGGGUGUUUAGCAUUCAGGGAGCAGAUAAUGAGCGGUACGGGUGUAGAUCCUUUCAAAUGCAUCACCAUAGCCAGCGUCUGUUUGAAAAUCUUUAGAACACAUUUUCUGACGGACAAUACCUUGGCUAUACCGCCGCAUGAUGAUUAUAUCAGCAGACAGAAGUCGUUCUCAAACUCUGCUAUUCAAUGGCUCGAGUACCUCUCAGAUAGAGGGAAAAUACCGAUUCGACACGCUCUCAACGAAGGUGAAGUUCAAAUGGGUCAAUAUUUUUUAGACGGUUAUUUUACCGACGGCCACACGCAAAAUGCUUUCGAGUUCUUAGGAUGCUUUUUUCACGGAUGUGAUAAAUGUUUCCCUGCAAACGCGCGUCACCCUCUAAGUAAAAUUGGACAAACCUUCGAAGAUGUUAAACAACACUCUUUGCAAAAAAUUAAGAAUUUACAAAACAUCUACAAUAUGCACGUUACAACAAUCUGGGAACACACGUGGAACGAAAUGAAAAGGACAGAUCAGGACGUAAUAGCGUUUCUCAAACGUUUUGACUUUCCCGAGCGUUUGAAACCGAGACAAGCUCUUUUUGGCGGUCGUACAAACGCGUUACAUUUACAUUACGUAGCUCAACCCGGAGAGAGAAUCGAUUAUUACGAUUUUACAUCGUUAUACCCCUACGUAAACAAGACAAAAAACUACCCCGUAGGUCACCCAACCAUCAUUUUCCGCGAUUUUGAACCGUUGGAAAAUUAUUUCGGCCUCUUCAGAAUAAAAAUUUUACCCCCUAGGGGCCUUUGGGCCCCCGUUCUCCCUUAUAGGGUGAAAAACAAGCUUUUGUUCCCUCUGUGUAGGGUGUGUGCCGAGUUACAACAGCAGCAAUGUUGUAAACAUGCUGACGAGGAGAGGGCUCUUACGGGUAGUUGGUGUAGCGUGGAGGUUAUGAAGGCUCUCGAAAAAGGCUACAGAGUGUUGAAAGUUUUCGAAAUCUGGCACUUUCCUAAACAGACGCAUGAUUUGUUUGCCGGAUACAUCAACAGGUUUCUCAAGACAAAACAGGAGAGCUCAGGGUACCCGUCUUGGGUAAAGGACGAAUCUGAUCAAAAAGAAUACGUUAAAAGGUACAAGGAAAACGAAGGCAUAGAACUCGAUCCGUCUCGCAUAGAGGUUAACCAGGCCAAGAGAUCUGUGGCAAAGUUGGCGUUGAAUUCUUUGUGGGGUAAGAUGUGUCAGAGGUCUGAUAGGAUUAAUACUUGUCUAAUCAGCGAUCCCAACCAAUUUCUAGAGUUCAUGUUCUCGGACACGUACGACGUAAGUCACUUUUCUUUUCCGAACCGUCAGAUGGCGCUGGUUCAGUGGCGUUACGCAGACACCAGAUUCAUCAAACCGAGUAAAGCUAACGUGUUUAUCGGAAUAUUCACUACCGCUUACGCUAGACUCGAGCUGUACAAGCUGAUAGAUGGUCUGCAACAAAGAUGUCUCUAUACGGAUACAGACUCUGUCAUUUUCAAAAGUAAAGAUGGCGAUUGGAUGCCCCCCCUAGGCGAUUACUUAGGCGAGUUAACGAGUGAAUUGGAUCACGGAGAUCAUAUUGUGGAAUUUGUCAGCUCUGGACCAAAGUCCUACGGUUAUCGAACUCGUUAUGGGAAGACUGUAAUGAAGGUAAAGGGUAUAACGUUAAACUAUACCAACGCCAAAAUUGUGAAUCUGAGCUCUUUGAUAGAUCUGGUUGACAAAAGUGUGAAAAGCCCCGACUGUACCGACGAAAUUAUGACGUCCAACAAUCAAAUCGUCAGAGAUAAAAGAGGUUUUCACUUGAAAAACAAAUCACAAACUAAACGUUUCCGAGUAGUGUACGAUAAACGCGUUCUAUUACCGGAUAGCGCCACAAUUCCUUACGGAUAUUAA
Molecule: messenger RNA, 4616 nt
Organism: Astyanax mexicanus (Mexican tetra)
Lineage: Eukaryota; Metazoa; Chordata; Actinopteri; Characiformes; Acestrorhamphidae
Exons: 2
Coding region: 345-4616 (1423 amino acids)
Biological process (GO): DNA replication
Molecular function (GO): nucleotide binding; DNA-directed DNA polymerase activity; DNA binding
Source: RefSeq, a predicted model, not a curated record